Messenger RNA from Perognathus longimembris pacificus (Pacific pocket mouse), 3866 nucleotides. It is a transcript of the gene Casr, whose product is annotated as calcium sensing receptor. NCBI's taxonomy places the organism in Eukaryota, Metazoa, Chordata, Mammalia, Rodentia, Heteromyidae. The coding region runs from base 497 to 3757 and encodes 1086 amino acids. The transcript is spliced from 7 exons. Gene Ontology annotation, molecular function: calcium ion binding; G protein-coupled receptor activity. Gene Ontology annotation, biological process: regulation of calcium ion transport; detection of calcium ion; G protein-coupled receptor signaling pathway. Gene Ontology annotation, cellular component: membrane. The record is from RefSeq and is a predicted model, not a curated record.
GAAGGUCAGAAGACCAGGUAGAAAAUCAUUGUAGAAAUCUAUGUAAGAAAUGAUGUCCGAUGACCUUGAAAGUGGAGGGAGGAGUGAUGGAUUCCAGUGAGCCAGGAAAAAGAAUCGGCGGGCCUUGCUGCUUGAAUGUGAGGAACAAAGAUGAGAGGAGAAAGGAAUCAAGAAUAACUCUUAAUGUGGCUUUGUCGAUGCUAGGUGACUUCUUGUGAUAAAAAAACAACGAAGGAGCAUGUUUGGGAAGGAGAAAACAUUACCAACAGUCUCUACAUGAUGUGGCUUUUGGAGAAUCAGGGAGCGCCCACCCUACACAAGCGCCAUGGAGAAGGCAGGAAUGGAGACACAAAUACCACAGCUUCCAUUCUGUUGUUAAUCACUUUGUAGACAUGUUUCCCCAUCACAGAGUGUGAACUGCACCAAAGGGGUAAAAUUCUUGGGGCCCCCAAAUCACUAACACCCUUGUCUCUCUCCUUGGAGAGAAGGUAGCGCCAUGGUGUUAUACAGCCACUGUUUGAUCCUCUGGGCACUGGCCUGGCACUCCUCUGCCUAUGGGCCUGACCAGCGAGCCCAGAAGAAAGGGGACAUUAUCCUCGGAGGCCUCUUUCCUAUUCACUUUGGAGUAGCAGCUAAAGAUCAAGAUCUGAAAUCAAGACCAGAAUCUGUAGAAUGUAUCAGGUAUAAUUUCCGUGGAUUUCGCUGGCUACAAGCUAUGAUAUUCGCCAUCGAGGAGAUAAACAGCAGCCCAGCCCUUCUUCCCAACAUGACACUGGGAUACAGGAUAUUUGACACUUGCAACACCGUGUCCAAGGCCUUGGAGGCCACUCUGAGUUUUGUUGCCCAGAACAAAAUCGAUUCUUUGAAUCUGGAUGAGUUCUGCAACUGCUCAGAGCACAUCCCUUCCACCAUCGCUGUGGUGGGAGCAACAGGAUCAGGUGUCUCCACAGCGGUGGCCAACCUACUUGGGCUCUUCUACAUUCCCCAGGUCAGCUACGCCUCCUCUAGCAGACUCCUCAGCAACAAGAACCAGUUCAAAUCCUUCCUCCGCACCAUCCCCAACGAUGAACACCAGGCCACGGCUAUGGCAGACAUCGUGGAGUAUUUCCGCUGGAACUGGGUGGGCACAAUUGCGGCUGAUGAUGACUACGGCCGGCCCGGGAUUGAGAAGUUCCGGGAGGAAGCUGAAGAGAGGGACAUCUGCAUCGACUUCAGUGAGCUCAUCUCCCAGUACUCGGAUGAGAACGAGAUCCGGCACGUGGUGGAGGUGAUCCAGAACUCCACAGCCAAGGUCAUCGUCGUUUUCUCCAGCGGCCCAGACCUGGAACCCCUCAUCAAGGAGAUCGUCAGGCGCAACAUCACCGGCAGGAUUUGGCUGGCGAGUGAGGCCUGGGCCAGCUCCUCCCUGAUCGCCAUGCCCGAGUACUUCCACGUGGUUGGAGGCACCAUCGGAUUUGGUCUGAAGGCGGGGCAGAUCCCAGGGUUCCGGGAAUUCCUGCAGAAAGUCCACCCCAGGAAAUCCGUCCACAAUGGUUUUGCCAAGGAGUUUUGGGAAGAAACAUUUAACUGCCACCUCCAGGAUGGCGUUAAAGGCCCUUUACCUGUGGACAGCCUCCUGAGGGGUCAUGAAGAAAGUGGCAGCAGGCGAAGCAACAGUUCCACUACUUUCCGACCCCUCUGCACAGGGGAGGAGAACAUCAGCAGUGUUGAAACCCCUUAUAUGGAUUACACGCACUUACGGAUAUCCUACAAUGUGUACUUGGCCGUCUACUCCAUUGCCCACGCCCUGCAAGACAUCUACACCUGCUUACCGGGAAGAGGGCUCUUCACCAAUGGCUCCUGUGCAGACAUCAAAAAGGUGGAGGCUUGGCAGGUCUUGAAGCACCUACGUCACCUAAACUUCACCAAUAACAUGGGGGAGCAGGUGUCUUUUGAUGAGUGUGGCGACCUGGUUUGGAACUAUUCCAUCAUCAAUUGGCACCUCUCCCCAGAGGAUGGCUCCAUUGUGUUUAAGGAAGUGGGGUAUUACAAUGUCUCUGCCAAGAAGGGAGAAAGACUCUUCAUCAAUGAGGAGAAAAUCCUGUGGAGUGGAUUCUCAAGGGAGGUGCCCUUCUCCAACUGCAGCCGAGACUGCCUGGCUGGGACCAGGAAAGGGAUCAUUGAGGGGGAGCCCACCUGCUGUUUUGAGUGUGUGGAAUGUCCUGAUGGGGAGUACAGCGAUGAGACAGAUGCCAGCGCCUGUGACAAGUGCCCUGACGAUUUCUGGUCCAAUGAGAACCACACGUCCUGCAUUGCCAAGGAGAUCGAGUUUCUGUCCUGGACAGAGCCCUUUGGCAUCGCCCUCACCCUCUUUGCCGUGCUGGGCAUUUUCCUGACGGCCUUUGUGCUGGGUGUCUUCAUCAAGUUCCGAAACACGCCCAUCGUCAAGGCCACCAACCGAGAGCUCUCCUACCUCCUGCUCUUCUCCCUGCUGUGCUGCUUCUCCAGCUCCUUGUUCUUCAUCGGGGAACCCCAGGACUGGACGUGCCGCCUGCGCCAGCCAGCCUUCGGCAUCAGCUUUGUGCUGUGCAUCUCCUGCAUCCUAGUGAAGACCAACCGCGUGCUCCUGGUGUUCGAGGCCAAGAUCCCCACCAGCUUCCACCGCAAGCGCUGGGGGCUCAACCUGCAGUUCCUGCUGGUUUUCCUCUGCACCUUCAUGCAGAUCGUCAUCUGCGUGAUCUGGCUGUACACGGCGCCGCCCUCCAGCUACCGCAACCACGAGCUGGAGGACGAGAUCAUCUUCAUCACCUGCCACGAGGGCUCGCUCAUGGCGCUGGGCUCCCUGAUCGGCUACACCUGCCUGCUGGCUGCCAUCUGCUUCUUCUUCGCCUUCAAGUCCCGCAAGCUGCCGGAGAACUUCAACGAGGCCAAGUUCAUCACCUUCAGCAUGCUCAUCUUCUUCAUCGUCUGGAUCUCCUUCAUCCCCGCCUACGCCAGCACCUACGGCAAGUUCGUGUCCGCCGUGGAGGUGAUCGCCAUCCUGGCCGCCAGCUUCGGCCUGCUGGCCUGCAUCUUCUUCAACAAGGUCUACAUCAUCCUCUUCAAGCCCUCGCGCAACACCAUCGAGGAGGUGCGCUGCAGCACCGCGGCGCACGCCUUCAAGGUGGCCGCCAGGGCCACGCUGCGCCGCAGCAACGUCUCCCGCAAGCGCUCCAGCAGCCUCGGGGGCUCCACGGGCUCCAUCCCCUCCUCCUCCAUCAGCAGCAAGAGCAACAGCGAAGACCCCUUCCCGCAGCCCGAGAGGCAGAAGCAGCCGCCGCUGGCCCUCGCUCCGCACAAGCAGCAGCCGCUGCAGCCGCAGCCGCAGCCCCUGGCCCUCCAGCCCCAACCCUCCCAGCAGCAGCCCCGGUGCAAACAGAAGGUCAUCUUUGGCAGCGGCACGGUCACCUUCUCCCUGAGCUUCGACGAGCCUCAGAAGAACGCCACGGGGGCGGCUCCCCCGAGGAAUUCCACACGUCAGAACUCUCUGGAAGCUCAGAGAAGCAACGAUGCCCUGACCAGACACCAAGCCCUGCUCCCACUGCAGUGCGAGGACACGGACUCAGAACUGAGCAGCCAGGAGACGGGCCACCAUGGGGGAGGGCCGGUGGGAGGGGACCGCCAGGCAGAGGUGGAGGAUCCAGAAGAGAUGUCCCCGGCCCUGGUCAUGUCCAAAUCCAGGAGCUUUGUCAUCAGCGGUGGAGGCAGCACUGUCACCGAAAACAUACUGCAUUCGUAACAGGGGUCAUGGGGUUUCUUGGAAUGGCAGCGAUGAGAUGAGAGAUGGUCUCCUCUGAGAAAGAAGGGAGACGGAGCACAACAGACACACAGAUUCAGUUGCAUUGCUU